Messenger RNA from Triplophysa dalaica, 5347 nucleotides. It is a transcript of the gene lamc3, whose product is annotated as laminin, gamma 3. The coding region runs from base 97 to 5037 and encodes 1646 amino acids. The transcript has 29 exons. The record is from RefSeq and is a predicted model, not a curated record. Lineage: Eukaryota; Metazoa; Chordata; Actinopteri; Cypriniformes; Nemacheilidae.
CAGGUCGACACUGGAUUUGCGGAAAGACUUAAAAAUUUAAAAGCAGUGCUAUGCCACCAAUAUUGGAUCCGGUAGGAAUGGUGCAGCAAUCUUAUAAUGAUGAAUUCCUACGAACUCCACAUCGUGCUUUCGUUUCUUCUUCUGCUUUCUAUCACCUUGUCCUCUGUUCUUGCUGGAAUGGACUCUUGUUAUGAUGAGCAGGGCAACAUGAACCGCUGCCUGCCUAAAUUCGAGAACGCAGGCUUUAAUCGUUCCGUGAUUGUUUCCAACGUGUGUGGCAUCCCGCCCGAGGAUUAUUGUAUGCAGACGGGCUCCACGCAAUCUUGUCACCACUGUGACGCCUUCGACUCGGAACUGAACCACAAUGCCACUUACCUGACGGACUUCCACAUAGAUGAAGAGCACACCUGGUGGCAGAGCCAGUCUAUGUUCUAUGGAGUUCAGUAUCCUAAUUCAGUCAAUAUCACUCUGCAUCUUGGCAAGGCCUUCGAGAUCACAUAUGUCCGUUUAAAAUUCUACUCCAGCCGACCGGAGAGCUUUGCAAUCUACAAGCGUACAGAAGAGAAUGGACCAUGGCAACCGUACCAAUACUACAGCGCUUCCUGUCGCAAGACUUAUGAGAGGGACAACAAAGGCUUCAUACGACCAGGAGAUAAUGAGAGGACGGCCCUCUGCACAGACGAGUUUAGUGACAUCUCUCCACUAGCUGGUGGAAAUGUGGCCUUCUCAACAAUAGAGGGACGACCCAGUGCCUACAACUUUGACCAGAGUCCUGUGUUACAGGAUUGGGUGACAGCUACAGAUAUCCUCAUCUCUCUGGACAGACUGAACACUUUUGGAGACGAGUUCCUCAAAGAUGCCAAAGUGCUGCGCUCAUAUUUUUAUGCCAUAUCUGACUUCUCUGUGGGGGGCAGGUGCAAGUGUAACGGUCACGCCAGUGAGUGUGUAACCAAUGAGGAGGGACGUCUGAUGUGUGCUUGUGAGCACCACACCGCUGGGGUCGACUGUGAGCGUUGUGCACCAUUCUACCAGGACCGCCCGUGGGCACGGGCCACUGCUGAUUCAGCCAACCAGUGUGUGAAUUGUAACUGCAGCGGUCUUGCCGAUGAAUGCGUCUUUGAUGUGGAGCAGUACCGCAGCACUGGCAGUGGGGGGCGCUGUGUUGGCUGCAGGGGAAACACAGCUGGCCCUCACUGUGAGAGAUGCAUAGAGAACUUUUACAGAUCCUCACCACGACAGCCCUGCCAGAACUGCAGCUGUAAUGUUAUGGGUUCUGUGAGUUUGCAGUGUGAUGCAGAGGCAAAAUGUUUGUGCUGGCCAGGUGUGUCUGGUGUGAAAUGUGACAUUUGCAAAUCUGGUUUCCAUUCUCUGGGCCCUGGUGGAUGCAGGUUGUGUGAAUGUGAUGAAAGGGGCAGUGGGGGAGUGUGUUCAGCUGAAGAUGGACGCUGCCACUGCAAGACUAAUGUGGAAGGACAUUCUUGCAACAGGUGCAAACUAGACUCCUUCAACCUUCAGCUGGAGAAUCCAGAGGGCUGUAAGAAAUGCUUUUGUUUUGGCCACUCCCUUGCCUGCUCAUCCUCCAAUCAGCACACGGCUGUCCAGAUUACUUCAAACUUUCUAGAAGAUCCAGAUGGCUGGAGGGGUGUAUUAACCGGAGGGCAAGAACACUCCCUGAUCUGGAAGGAGGGAGAAGUUUAUCUGUUGCCUGAGAGAGAGGAGAAUGGCUUCUAUAAAGCCCCUGAUAAAUUUCUGGGGAACAUGUUGCUAAGUUACGGGCGGACCCUUAGCGUGUCAUUUACGGCUGAGCUGGAAGAGCUUCUGCCCAGAAGUGUGACCGUGGUGUUGGAAAGCUCCGUAAUAUCUGUUGCUGCUGAUUUAUAUCCUCCACAAAAGCCUCGUCGCUCAUUGGACAAGACGGCCAUCAACUCCUUCACUCUCAGGUUGACAGAGAGGGAUGUCCAGCCAUCUAUAUCCCAGUAUGAGUUUCUCCAAAUGCUCUACAAUCUGACUGCUCUACAUAUCAGUAAUGCAGGGGGCCAAAAUUACACCUCUCAACUCUUCAUGGUAACCCUUGAAUCUGCAGUCCAGGUAAAUGAUGUGGCAGGACAUGAUCCACCUGCUCCAUGGGUGGAAAUGUGUUCAUGUCCCACAGGAUUCACAGGACAGUUCUGUGAGCUCUGUGCUUCUGGAUUCACCAGGGAGACCCCUAAUGGUGGACCCUUCUCCUCGUGUGUACCCUGCAACUGCAAUCAACAUGGGAACUGCCAUCCUGAAACAGGUGUAUGUGAAUGCACAGAUUUCACCACUGGCCUUUAUUGUGAGCGUUGUCAAGAUGGUUACUAUGGCUACUCUUUUAAUGGCAGCCCGGGCGCUUGCUCACCUUGUCCUUGUCCAGAUCAUACCACCUGCUCCCAGGUGCCAGACACAGGGGAUGUGGUUUGUACCAACUGCCCAACUGGCCAGAGAGGUGUUCGGUGUGAACUGUGUGAUGACGGUUUUUAUGGGAAUCCUCUGGGCUGGGGCGGUGAAGUUCGGCCGUGUGUGAGGUGUGAGUGUAACGGGAACGUGGAUCCCAACGCGGUGGGUGUGUGUGAUCAUAUGACCGGACGCUGUCUGAAGUGUGUGAGACAUACAACUGGAGACCAUUGUGAAAAAUGCAGAGCGGGUUACUAUGGAAACGCUUUGGAUGAUGAGGUCAGACCAGAGCAAAAGUGCAAACCUUGUGCCUGUAAUGUUGCUGGUACCUCAGUUCAUUUGAAUGACUGCCACCCAGACACAGGAAGUUGUGUUUGCCUGAGUCACGUGACAGGAAGGGACUGUGGACAAUGUGAGGUUGGGUACUUCAACCUUCAGCCAGGCUUGGGCUGUGAGAUGUGUAACUGCCAUCCUAUUGGCUCCUCCUCUUCAGCGUGCCAUCCAGUCACAGGCCAGUGUAUUUGUCGGACAGGUGUGGAAGGGAUGUCAUGUGACUCUUGUCGAACUGGCUUCUUUGGUUUCUCUUCUAGAGGCUGCAGAGCCUGUAAUUGUGACCCCAUGGGCUCGACCUCCAUGCAGUGCUACCACAACGGGACGUGUUCUUGUCGUCAGGGGAUUGUUGGUUAUAAGUGUGACAAGUGUGAAAGGAACUACUACCAGAACCGCCUGACCCACCAAUGUGAAGAGUGUCCAGUUUGCUAUAGUCUAGUCAGAGAUCAGGCCAUUAAACUCAAAGCCAAACUGCAAGAGCUGGAGACACUUCUCGCCAGCUAUGACUGCAACAGAUACAGUCGCCAGCAUCCCUGGCGCCAGCCACAUAGACACCAACAUAACCGCCUGGACAAUCACAUACAGAAAGAUCAGGAUGAAGACUUCCUCCCGAAUGCCCUGGAGGACCUUAUUGCAAUUCAAGAGGCUCGCGAGGCCUUUGUUAGGCAGUUCUCACAGCUGGAAACAUCUGCGCAGACUUUACAGCUACAGCUGCGCAGCAUCACUGCGGCAUUGAACUGCAACCUCACAGAUGUUGUUGAAGAAUCCGAGAAAAACAAGACUUUGAACAGUGAAGAUGGAUGUCGGGAGCUUGUUGACGCGUUAUCGGCUGCUGUGAAUAUGCAGGAGCAGCUUCAGAAGAUGACUAAUGACCUUAACAGCAUGGUCAUUCCUUCUGUCAUCCCAAAAGAGCCAAACAAAUGGAACGCCGCUGUGAAUGAAUCUAAAGUACUAGUUAAAAGUCAUACAGACAUGGCUGCACAUAUAGAACAGAUUGCAGAAGAUGCUUUCCAAGUGUCUAACAGAGCCCAUUCUCAACUCAUCGCUCUGCUAGAAGACAACUCAACAGAGUCCCACAUACAAGAUCUUAAAGUCAAUCUGGUGGAGAUGCAACAGUUGAAGGAGAAUCUGACUCGAGAGGUUAAUGAGACUCGAGUGAAAAACCUGUCACUUCAGAAGCACAACUCUGAGAUUGUCGCUCUUUUAAAGAACAUCAAGACUUCCAUAUCAGAGCUGCACAGAACCGAUGUCAAUUUCACCUUUACGACAGAGGACACCAAUAUAACAUUCGUCUCACAAACACUUAAUGAAACAAAUUUUGCAACAACCCCGGAUCCAAAACUCAUCCAGACCGAGGCCCUGAGGAACAUAACAGCAGAGUUGGACAUUACGGUUCAGUCCACAGAGCAUCUGUUUAACAAGACUACAGAGGAAAUUCAUCCUCUUGUGGAUAGUGCUGAAAAACACCUGAAAACUGUUCAAGAGCUCAAGCAGCUGACAAGUGUGGCUGAAGGAUUUAAGGUGUCAGCCAUCUCCUCUGUGGUGACAGGGAAAGAGAUUGAGGAGGAGAUCCUGUCUCUGCAAAAUGAUCUAGAAGACAUUGAGCGGGAAUGGCCUCGAUUGCCCACCCUCAACAAAGAGUUUCUAAAGAAAGAGAAGGUGAUUAAGGAGAAGAUCCUGGUGGACGUGAAGAAAAAAGUCAAGCAAGGAGGAAGAAUGAUCAAAACUGCUGCGGAGAACGCCACGGCCGCUAACAGCACAGCUAAAAGUACUGAAGAGUCUGCAGAUGCAUUGGCUAAAGCUGCCAAAGCGUCCUUCACACAGGGAAAGCGGACAAAACAAGCAUCUGCACAGUUGAGCUCAGUGCUUGAUGUCACAUUGGAGCAGCUGACCGAGCUGGAAGGCCAAGCUGGAGAGAAGCAGGAAGUCAUGCUGGUUGAGGAGGAUUUGCUUUCCUCAAAGAGUGUCAUGAGCAAUAUGGAGACGGCAAGAAGUCAGCUGCAGUCAUUUACAGAAAUUUUAUCCGAGCUCCUUAAAAACCUGGAUGAGAAAGUUGCACUACAGAACUUUGACCACACCUUAAACGCCACAGCAGCCCGUCUUCGUGUUCUCAAAGCUGCUGUGGAGAGCCCGGCACUCACAGGAAAGAUCCAGGAACUUCACGGUGCUGCACACAGUCAAGAGAAACAGCUGCAAAGUCUUGAAGAAAACCUGCAGGAGAUUCGAGAAGAAAGAAACAGUCUGGCCGACAUCGCCCAGAACUUGCCCAAAUGCCCUCAAAGUGGGAAUUGAACUCAUGAGAGGGCAGAUAGGAAGCAGAAGACAAGACUAUAUAUUUCUAUGAAGAAUUUUAUUAUAUUGAGUCUUUCCAAAAGACAUUGACAUGACUUAAGGGAAAGAGUCAGUAAUCCCCAUUUGAUGUCCUCAUUUAACUCUGUCAUGACUAUAACGGUUGCAAAUUGAAAAUAUAAGGGACACAUUAAAUUGUCAAUAAUUUACUGUUCAAUAGGUUUGGAGAUUGAGUGAGUUAAUGCUGAUUUAUUUUUCACCCUUGGAUUCACUGUAGCACUUCAAAUAAAAUCAUAAUGUCCGUGUUUCUAUA